This is a messenger RNA of Hypoxylon trugodes, 892 nucleotides long. RefSeq lists its product as uncharacterized. The transcript has a single exon. Bases 125 to 352 code for a protein of 75 amino acids. Lineage: Eukaryota; Fungi; Ascomycota; Sordariomycetes; Xylariales; Hypoxylaceae. The record is from RefSeq and is a predicted model, not a curated record.
GUAGAUUAUCUGAUAUGGGCUCCAUAGUUACGUAGGAGAUAUCCGUAUUUCUAUGCACGUAUGUGCUAGCUAACAGGCGUAUGGCUCAGUGCAUAGCGGCGCAGGAACACUUUGUGGAUAACAGAUGGAACUCCUCCCCCUUGUCUCCGUACGUAUCUACGAAUAUCGUGAUUUACCUGUAAGCGAGUUUCCGCUCCUCCUCCUCCUCCUCUUCCUCUUCCUCUUCCUACGUACGUGUUCGCAGCCAUGGCGGAGAGUCGCGGCAAGCUCUCUCCGCACCUCAAUAUCUGUUAAAGAUUCUGGAGCACAUUCUGGAACAAAAAAUAAAGUAAGUGCCAGCAAACGCACAUAGGGUCCAGCAACGUCUUGGCAAGGCAAGAUUAAUCAACGACCGGACGAGCUUCCUGACAAUCGGGCCAUCCUCUGCUGUUCAAAUCGGGCCUUAGCUGCUACAUAGGACGCAACAAGAGAAAGGGACUGGGCCCCUCGAGCUUGUUAGAUGUUUCCACCCCUACGUCCGAGAAUCCAAGUAAGCCACGAGUCAGGCAGGUUGCAUCCAGCACACUGUGUCUCAACACAAUAACACCAAUAACACCCAAGUCUGGAUUGUGUGUGUCCUGCUUAGAUAAGCCAAGGAACUCCGACAGAGGUCCGUCUUUUCGUCACAGAAAAAUUCCUAUCAAUAGGUCUGCCGAGAAUCCUAACGCUCGGCAUUACACAAUGCGACCCUGUCUGACAAGAAUAUGUAUAUGUUCCUCUGCAAACUCCGCGGAUCAUUUGUCAAUCAGAUAAGAAUUAACACACUAGACAAGCAUCUCUGAAUGAAAACCGCGCCAGAAACAGAUUCACGGAAUUCUUGCAGCCGCAACGGCAAUGGCGUAAGGCUUGUUGU